UAAUUAUAAAAAUAUUUUGUAUUUGUCUUCACUCCUCAUCUUUAUGAUGUAAUUAAAUAAUUUAUGUAUGAAAAAUACAUGUUAAGUAUAUACCAUUUUAACUUUUACACAUUUCAUACAUUAAGUAUGACAAAGAAGCAAUAUACAAAGGCGGUCUCUCCCUUGAUUAGGGUUUGGGUUUUUCUGCCGACUUCGGUGCGGCGGCGAGGGCUUGUAGCAACGCAACAACAACUCAGGUGAAGCGACGAGGCUUGAGAGUAGGGCGGCAGAAUCUGAGUCGUAGCAGCGAGGGUCCACAUACAAGCAGCAGCAUCUCAUGCGUAGCGGCAUCACGAUGCGAGCUGAGGUUCCAUGGACAACCACAAUCAGGUCAUGAACAGGGACGAACACGAACGGAUUAAUGGGGAGGAAAGGCUGGUGGACAGCCUGGAGUGAAGUACAACGGCAUGGGUUUUGGUGCAGAUUCGGAUGACUUGGGGAUUGAUGACGAAGACUGGGGCGUAGCUAGAAUUGAAGAUUGGGCUGGGCCGGUACAAAGAAUUUUUCAGAUAAUUUUUUUUCACAUAAAUUUUUAGACUAAAAAUACAAAGAAUUUUCAAAUUUGGAGCGGGCCGUGGCCCGGUUGGCCACCCCUCUAGCUCCGCCCCUGGACGAAGAGGUGGUCGAGUCGGAGGAAAACCAGUUUGUUGCGUCAACAAUCAUAGUGAUGGUCCGUCCUCCACCUGAACCACCGCCAAGGGUUGAACGAGGUGCUAGGUUUCAAGAAAUUUAUUUUGCUUGUUUUGUUUUCUUCAUGUUUUGUUUUUAUUUGGAGUGUUAUGUCUUUUGUUUUACUUUCCUUUUAUGCUGUAAGACUUUUGCACUUAGAUUGGGGGAUGAGAGGUCUGCGGUAAUCGUCGUUGAUUUAAUUAUGUCCAAGUUAGGAUCAACGAGUUAUAUUGCUUUGUUAAAGGUAAUUAACUCUGAUCGAGUCUGCUCCAAGGACGGAUGGUUACAUGCGGUUCUUUUGUUAUUUCAAACCCUAUCUAAUGAUAUUUCAUUAAUGUAAG
Molecule: messenger RNA, 1049 nt
Organism: Cuscuta epithymum
Lineage: Eukaryota; Viridiplantae; Streptophyta; Magnoliopsida; Solanales; Convolvulaceae
Source: the annotation of a GenBank genome assembly